AUGAAUCCUGCUCUGCCACCUGGCUACAGCUAUACCGGCCUCCCCUACUACACAGGCGUGCCCAGUGCCUUCCAGUAUGGGCCCACUAUGUUUGUCCCUCCAACCUCAGCGAAGCAGCACGGUGUGACCCUCAGCACUCCCCCGGCCCCUUUCCAGCAGGCCAGUGGCUAUGGGCAGCACACUUACAGCACAGGUUAUGAUGAUUUGACCCAGGGGACAGCGGCAGGAGACUACACCAAGGGUGGCUAUGGUGGAUCCUCUCAGGCACCAAACAAGUCGACUGGUUCUGGGCCUGGCAAAGGAGUAUCAGUAUCUUCAGGCACUGGCUUACCUGAUAUGACUGGGUCUGUCUACAACAAGACACAGACUUUUGACAAGCAGGGAUUUCAUGCAGGGACUCCGACACCUUUCAGCCUGCCUUCGGCCUUGGGCUCCACUGGGCCCCUGGCCCCUGGAGCGGCCCCUGGCUAUGCACCUGCCCCAUUCUUGCACAUCAUGCCGGCCCACCAGCAGCCCCACUCACAGCUGCUGCACCACCACCUACCGCAGGAUGCCCCGAGUGGCUCUGGUCAGCGCAGCCAGCCCAGCUCCCUGCAGCCCAAGUCUCAAGCCUCCAAACCCACCUACGGCAACUCUCCAUACUGGACAAACUAGACCCUGAAAGGAGAGGGUGGGCUCUUGGGCAGGGUAUACUCUGGGUAGGAGA
This is a messenger RNA of Arvicanthis niloticus (Nile rat), 706 nucleotides long. Its product is annotated as ubiquitin-associated protein 2-like. The record is from RefSeq and is a predicted model, not a curated record. Lineage: Eukaryota; Metazoa; Chordata; Mammalia; Rodentia; Muridae. Gene Ontology annotation, cellular component: cytoplasm; nucleus.